GACAAACUUGUAUAACUUCUUUCUUUUAAUUCAAAACAUGUGAAAGGCAUUAGUUCUGUCUUUUCAUGUUGGAUUAUAAAAGCAGCUCAGAGUCCCCCACCCCUUGUAACAAGCCAACAAAGAUGUCAGGCAAAAACACAACAAACCGAAAGACUCUGGGCCGGGGCAUUUGUAUCAUCACUGGAGCAUCUAAAGGGUUUGGACGUGCGCUGGCACAUGAAGUGUUCCACUUGCUGGAGCCUGGCUCUGUCCUCCUGCUGGUGGCUCGCUCUGGGACUCUGCUGCAGGAGCUGAAGGAAGAGAUGCAGAGCUUUACUGACAAGCAGCAGCUGGUGGUUCACUGCGUUGCAACCGAUCUGAGCACAAAAGAAGGUGUGAAUGAAACAGUGAAGGUGGCAAGGCAGGAGGCUGUGAAUGAAAUUGAUCAUGUGUUCCUUAUCAACAAUGCUGGCUCUUUAGGUGACAUUUCUGGGUUUGAGAGUCUAACUGACCUUGAAAAGGUGAAUUCCUAUCUGUCCUUUAAUGUCAGCUCACCUCUGGCACUGACUGCAGGAAUCCUGCAGGUAUUUCCAUGCAGAUCGGGCCUGCGAUGGAGUGUGGUGAACGUCUCAUCAGUAUUUGCACUGCAGGCUUUACCCUCCUGGGCACUGUACUGCACUGCCAAAGCUGCCAGGAAGAUGAUGUUCAGUGUACUGGCUGAGGAGGAACCAAAUGUCAAAGUCCUCAGCUAUUCUCCAGGUCCUUUGGACACAGAUAUGCAGGAGGAGAUUCAGAGGUUAACAGGCCUCAGUUAUCGUCUGUUUCCGUGCCAGGAGUCUGCAGCCAAACUGAUGGAGUUGCUUCUGGACAAUAACUUUGCCUCAGGGACACAAGUUGACUUCCUUGAAGUGUGACAUCAAUGUAACUGAGUGUUAAGAAAAAUGGUGUUGAUCUUCUGCAAAUUUAUUGCAUCUCACUCCCUUACUAAAGUUAGAAUUUGGGAAAAAUAUAUUUAGAUGUUUGCAAUGUUAACUUACCUAUCAACCUGCUUGUAUUGGAAUAAUUUAAUCCAGGGCCUUUGAAAGAGAGAAAAUAAAUAGAACACAGGACAGUAGCUACAUGCAUAGCACAAUAUAGAGAAUACAAUAACUUUAAAGAUAAUUGCUGGCAUAUGCUUUUAUACAUGCUCUCCUCUGAAUAUCUCUUAAUUGUAAAUGGACAUCUUUAACCCAAAUGUUGAGUGAAAUUUCAGUGUUUUUUUAAAUAUACAAAUAUAAUUCAGUAUCUAGAAAUUACUUUUGUAUUUGGAGAAACCUCUUACUUCCAACUGUAAUAGAACACAGAACUUUUGUGCACUGUUGGCACUAUGAAAUGUUACAUGAAUAUGUGUAUAUCUAUUGACAUGUAUCACUGUGAGCAUUUUAAGGAACGAGUCUGAUAUAAAUAUAAUCUGGGUACAAUGCAUGGCAUAGAAUACAACUGAAACCUUAGUAGUAUUGUGUUAAAGGAUUACUACAGGCUUCCUAAAACUAUGGUUUGUAGAAAUGAAAAGAAAUGCAAAGCAUUUCCACACCAAGCUGAAACAGUGCUGGUGAAGAAUAUUUGAGGAUGUUUGUGCACAUGUGUAUGAGGGAGUUUUGGUGUGUAUAUUUGUGUGUCUGUUCCUGAUUAUAUUACAGUGUAGGGACGCAAACCUGCUAGGCACAUUGUGGGGACCUUAAAACCAGUCCCCUCACAGUGUGUAUGUGAGUGUGACAUUAAUGAUGCUCUGUUAUAUCAUAGCCUUUGUUAUAAUUAGAGAGAGAGAGUAAGUUAGAGAAAACACCAGAACAGAGUAGAGGCAGAGAGAUAGAUCAGGUCUGUCAAAGGUCUCGCAGCUGUCCAGCAUUACCACACACUCCUGACAGACAGCCCCAGCUGAGGGACAAAAAUAACCCUCAGGGACCAAGCACCUACCAAUUCACUGUGGGGGGUAGUUAACAGCACAAAAAGCAAAGAGUGUGAACACAAAUUCAAAUAAAUGAAAGUAUU
Molecule: messenger RNA, 2010 nt
Organism: Lates calcarifer (barramundi perch)
Lineage: Eukaryota; Metazoa; Chordata; Actinopteri; Centropomidae
Gene: sprb
Product: sepiapterin reductase b
Exons: 4
Coding region: 66-893 (275 amino acids)
Biological process (GO): tetrahydrobiopterin biosynthetic process
Molecular function (GO): sepiapterin reductase (NADP+) activity
Source: RefSeq, a predicted model, not a curated record